GGGAGUCGAGUUCACAACCCCACUUCCGGUUUGACAUUCACGACCUGCCCGUUCUAAACAUGGCCACCUCCAUGGCGUUCCGGAGAGAAUUUGGCUCCCUGGCAAGGAUAUUGAGAGGAAUAUCAUAUUCGGGACAAGGCGUUUUGAGCUCCUGUGCAGCAUCUACGAAUUGCCUUGCAAUGCGGUUUCCACCCUCUUUGACCCGAGGACCAUCCUUCCACACAGCAGCAGCAGCACUUUCAUCAACACCGUCGCCAAUCACGAUCACAGAACAGCCGGACACACUUUUCCAGAAGGUGACCGUGUUGGUUAAAGGUCACGAUCAGGGUGUCUUGGAUAGCUAUGAGUACUUUGCCACCAUGGCGGCAAAAGAGCUGGGCAUCACCGUCAGCAACUUCUUUGAACCCCCCAAGGACAUAGAGAGGCUUACAGUACUGAAGUCUGUUCACAUCUACAAAAAGCACAGGGUUCAGUAUGAGAUGAGGACACACUACAGGUGCAUUGAGCUGUCUCAUCUAACAGGCUCCACAGCACAGGUGUAUCUGGAAUACAUCCAAAGAAACAUUCCAGAAAGCAUAGCCAUGCAGGUGACAAAAACUGCAAUGGAGAAAGUUCCAGACCAUAUCACAGAGCCCAUGUGGAACGAUGAGCCCGCUGAGGAAGCCCGGCAGAAGCCUAGCCAAUAGCAUGCCUACUUGUCACGUAUUGUGUCAGUGUGUGUUUUAAAUAAUAAUAAAUGCAAAUAUUGACAGUGCAGUCCCAGUUUUUUGUAUUGAUAUGUUGUAAAAUAAACAGUACCAGCACA
This is a messenger RNA of Entelurus aequoreus (snake pipefish), 805 nucleotides long. RefSeq names its product mitochondrial ribosomal protein S10 (gene mrps10). The coding region runs from base 60 to 686 and encodes 208 amino acids. The record is from RefSeq and is a predicted model, not a curated record. Gene Ontology annotation, biological process: translation. Gene Ontology annotation, molecular function: structural constituent of ribosome. The transcript is spliced from 7 exons. Lineage: Eukaryota; Metazoa; Chordata; Actinopteri; Syngnathiformes; Syngnathidae. Gene Ontology annotation, cellular component: ribosome; mitochondrial small ribosomal subunit; mitochondrion.